GCUCAGCUCAACCUGCCUCCCUCUUUCCACCCUCCUCUCAAUCAGCAAUUAAUUCAUUACUGUGUUGUCCUGUGUGAUUACAGCAGCAGCAGUGUGGCCCAGGGGAGGAAAUGUUUUUGAGAAGGAGCAGAGGAAGGAAGAUGACGUUUCCAAGCCUGGAUAAGCAGCCAUAGAUGCGCUAGUGUGUGUAUGAGACAGGUCCUGAGCGCUGAAGGUCCUGCUUGCCUGCUUACACUGUGUUCGUGUUCCUGAGCCGUGUUCGUGUUCCUGAGCCGUGUUCGUGUUCCUGAGCCGUGUUCGUGUUCCUGAGCCGUGCUCGUGUUCCUGAGCCGUGUUCGUGUUCCUGAGCCGUGUUCGUGGGGAUGCUGAGUAUCUGGAGGCGCUCAGUGAGCGAGGUGCAGGCUCUGCAGGCUGCGGUCAGCGUGUGUAAGAAGGCCCAGGCUUCUCUGGUCAGAGUGACCGCCUGCUUCCAGCAGCUGGUGUUGAGUGUGGGGGGGAGCUCAGACUGCAGCCAACUCCGAGAGGAACUGGAGGAGACCCGGCUCAAAGCUCACCAGAUCAGCACCGGGCUGUGUUCCCGGCUGACGGCCCUGCUGACCGGUGGCCAUCUUUUCGGUGAGGAGCUGCAGGAGGUGGAGAGGCUCUGGGUCCUGUUCCUGUCCAGCCUGGAGCUGCUCCAGCUGGAGCUGCGCAAGGCCUUCCACCUGCAAGCCGUGUUCCCCUUGGCCGGUCCUCGGGACAGCCGGGCGCUGGUCAACACCGGGGCGAGCGGCCGCAGCACGGAGGUGGUAGCUCAGACAGCGAGCGUGCAGACCCCCUGGGGCGAGGCAGAGGAGAAGGGAGAGGGGGCCCCCCCAAAUCUGCUCGGACACAUCGCACAGCUAGACUCCAUGGUCCAGGAGAUGGUGCAGAAGGUGAACGUGCCCAUAUGGACGGUGGCAGCUUCAGAGGAAGGCGACAGGGAGAUGGAGCUAGAGUUAGAGGGAGCCACUUCAGAGGAGAUGCUGACCACUGACGAGGAGCAGAAAAGAGGCUGCUUCAGGGGCUGGCUUCUCUGCUUGAUGUCCUGACAGAGAUACUCCAGCAGAAGCAGUUGCAUUUUUAACCUAAGGAGUAAAAACCUUCUAACCAGGACCUGGGCACCAGUACUUCUUUAUUCUUAGUCUGCUAGACAAGCUUUUCCUAACCCUGAAUAUAGCCAGGGUGGGAAUCCAAUGAAGUGUCAGGGGCUCCGAGUUAGCAUUCAGUGUGUAUGCUUAGUUCAGACAUUGUCAGCUCAAAACAGAUGGAAUGGGUUACAGGUAGGAUAAAAGUGUUACGCAGGGCAAUUAAGUAGUGAAAUAAAAAUGCAUCCCACUUCAACACUCCACUGCAGGCUGAGCAAAGAAAGUGCAAGUGGAACAAAACAAAUCUGCUGAAAUAUUGUGCACUUAGUUAAAUGAUAAGUGAAUAUGCACCAAGAUUGACUGCUAAACUGCUAGAAAAUGUCUUAAUGGUACUGUACACUUCUGUAAAGUCUAAA
Molecule: messenger RNA, 1522 nt
Organism: Polyodon spathula (Mississippi paddlefish)
Lineage: Eukaryota; Metazoa; Chordata; Actinopteri; Acipenseriformes; Polyodontidae
Product: regulator of G-protein signaling 9-binding protein-like
Exons: 3
Coding region: 363-1070 (235 amino acids)
Biological process (GO): G protein-coupled receptor signaling pathway
Cellular component (GO): neuron projection
Source: RefSeq, a predicted model, not a curated record